This is a messenger RNA of Athalia rosae (coleseed sawfly), 6617 nucleotides long. Its product is annotated as beta-1-syntrophin. The record is from RefSeq and is a predicted model, not a curated record. NCBI's taxonomy places the organism in Eukaryota, Metazoa, Arthropoda, Insecta, Hymenoptera, Athaliidae. Gene Ontology annotation, molecular function: protein binding. The transcript is spliced from 17 exons. Bases 307 to 5397 code for a protein of 1696 amino acids.
UUCGGGGUGUUCCGCAGAGCUAAAGACCGCGGCGAGGACGCCGCCCGUCCUCAUCGUCAUCGCCGUAGCCCGGUGCUCCCGGUGGUCAUCUCUCGCGUCGUGGUGUCGCGUGCAGUCCGUCUUUCCGUUAUCUCGGGAAAGGAGUGCUCGCGAGUGCUGAGAUGCAGGGGAAUUUCGCGGGACAGGUAGUAGUGGACCGCGCGACGGGUCGUCGGUGGUGCUGACGCGACGUGCGGAUCCUCUUUGGCCGAGGGCUCCACGUAAACUCGAUCGAUAUCAUCCCACGGGGCGAGGCAACCACGCGGCAUGGCAGGGGCCCCGAGGUCCGGGCCCUACGGGACGCGGGGAUACCCUGGUCACCCGGGGCCCGGGACCCGCCACCAGGAGAUCGCGAUGAACCCCCGCGCCCUGGCUGUCGCGGGGAACGCCGCGGCCCUGCCUCCGACGCUCCAACCGUCCGCGGUGGACGUCUCGACGCAGGCCGAUCUCCACGGUGGUGGAAGUCUCCACGGUGAUUUCAGCGACCGUCGGACAACGCCGCUCUAUUCGCGCGAGGAUUUCAAGGAGCAGUAUUGCAUAACGAAUCGUCAGUUGGACGCCGCCGAGAGAUCGGGGGGUGGUAUAUUCGGUUGUUUGUCCUCGCGUGGUCCCUCGCCGUGCACGUCGGCCAGGGCAUCGAUACUGUCGGCUUGCGUGCGUGGCGCACCGAGCGAGGAGAAUCUAUUCGACGCACCUUACCCGAGGACUCUUCACCAACAGCCUUAUCCCAGCAACGCCAGAAAUCAGGGGAGGUACGACGCCGACGAAUAUUAUUCCAACGAUUCCUACGUACGACGUAGACCGACUUCGUUUUGCACCACUCCCGAUCCGAAAAGGUACACGUGGUUACCGGAGGACGAGGAGUCGACGCGACUGGAGGGUCCUCGACCCGUCUUACCCCCGACUUUUUCUACGCCAAAUCCGAUCAACCCCGUAAGGCCCGCGCUUCAGCAGCAGCCGCCGCGACCGAAACACGUCAGUUUCGCAAGGUCGCACACCUUGACCUCCUUCGAGGUGCCACGCGCCAGGAGCCCCCCCAGGUCCCACGAGCGACUCAUCGACUCUCAACCCACUAUGCAAGGAUCCCUUUCCGCGGUUCUACCUUCGACGCACGCCUACGUUAACCCUGGAGAUCCCCGUGUUCUGGUACUCGAGAAACCUUUGAAACGCGGAGUGAUGAAGACGCAGGCUACCCAGACGGAAGUUCCUCAAGGUCCCCGAGGGCGUGCGGCGCCCAUAACACUUAGCCCAAGGACGAUCCACCGGGUGAAGAUGGUCUCCCAAGGUGCUCAGACUAACGGUAUUUUGAAUGGUCGUAAAUUGACAAAGAGCUACUCGGAAGCCGGACAACUGGGUACACCCUUGGGAGCCACCUCACCGGGAGGGACUCCCGUCAACGGGAACACCGAAAGUGAACACGAACCUCUUCAGAGGACGCAAUCCGAAGAACCACCGAGGUCGCCAUUUUUGGUAAACACUCCGCCCGAUUCGCCGACGUUUACCGCACCUCAACCUCCGAUCAACGAUCGGGUGAACGGGGAGCCGGAUAACGUCGUUGAUCAGGCUGACGACAAGCCGGUCGAUUCGGACAACGAAGAGAUUUUGAUCGACUUCAAACCCGCUCCGGUUUCCCCUUGCGCCCGAACGAAUCUCGGUCAGAAUUCGCGACCGCACAGACGGAUAGUGCCGCUGCAGAAGACCCUGUCGGACGGCGAGAUUCAGGUGGAGAGACGGGAAUUGAUAGGGGAGGCCAGCGAACCGAGUUAUCCUCACACGUGCAGGAGAAAUCAUCACGAUCCGUGGAGCAGAUCGAGCAGAGCUCCGGUUAUUUUUUCCUCGACACCCGACGAUCUCGCGCUUCUCAGAGCUACACCGCCGGGAGAAGAGCACAACGAAGAGGAGUUUCACGAAAACUUAGUCCGACGGGGUUUGUUCCGUAAGAGAAGCGUCUCUCUCGAGGACGGUGUCCAGAAUCAGGGAUGUCCCAUGAUCGUCGGUGAAACCUUGCUUCACAGAUCUCUGCCCACUUCCCCGACCGCACCCACGUCGAUAUCAGGUUCCCAAAAGGCGGCACCGCAGAGUCCCCAGAGCGUGUCAUCGAAUCGACAUUUACUUCAUGCGAAACUAUCGGUCGGCGUUACGGGUUCCCCGUUCGCCUCCAGCGAUUCUUUGGCGAACGAUGUGACGAGAGACCACAGCGACGGUAUAUGGAACGAGUCCCAGGCUACCGUUCUCCAAGCUGAUUCGCUGGCCCUUCUAACGCCUUCCUCGAGAAGAAGGCACCUCCUAUUGCUUCAGCAUCAGCAACGAUCUUCCAUGGACACCGAGGCGCUGGACGCCGAAGACGAAAUGGAAAUCGGUCCUCCGAGUCCGAGGAUUCGCCUCGAACCGGCCACCCCGAUCAGUCCAGUACCAAGCAUCGAAACUCUUCCGUUUUCAAUGCGGAACGGCAGACCGCGAAGUGGCCUUCGAAGACGUAGCCCUGUCCCACCGCCUCUGUCGCAGCCACCGUCUCAGUCGUCGAGCGAAUUCGGCUUGAGCCUGGUCAGAACUGAUUCGGGCCGUACGAACACCGACGUCUCGGAGACCUCGACUACCGAGGAUUACGUGACCGCGAAUACUUCCACGGGUACGGGUACGACCACAGGGAAUUCCGGGACCACUAGUUCUAGAUCUCGUCAUCCUCACCUUCAUAGUUCAAACGCGGUACCAUCGGCUCCAGCAUCCGCGACGGCGACCGCGGCUGAUGGGAGUUCCUUUGAAAGUGCGAGUUCAAUUUACAGUCUGGCGCGAAGUGAGGCUGUGAUCGAAGAACCUUGUAGUCCACCCGCCAUAAUCGAAGAGUCAGAAAUUUCACCAGGAGUAGAACCGCCCCCAUCCCCGGCAAGAUCGACGUCGAGCAGUAGCUCCGGUAGUUACGACCUCGAAGACGCUAUGCCGGAACCUCUUCAGGAUUCCUACCCCACCGCGCCCCUCAGCGGAGCCGCUUCUGAAACCGAACCGGACCACGACGAGGAGCGCCGUUCGAGUUCGGGGGGCUACGCGGAAUCGCCGCCGGAUCCGCACCUCUGGUCCGAAGAAGAGAGACGCAGACGCCGGAAAACCAUCACCUUAGACUUUCAGCCAGGUACUGAGGUGGAAAACGGACGGAUCGAAGUUCACUCGGACAAUCGCGAGAUCAGUCCGACCCCGAGUCACAGAUACAGAUCUCGAGUGAAACCGCUGAACGUUCGAAGUCCUCAUCGUAACAAUAAGAGGAGAGAUUCGGCUCAGCAGCAAUCGCAGCAGCAGCAACAGCAACAGCUGAUAAGAAGCCCGCAGAAAGACGACUGGCGAGAACCGUUCGAAGAUGCUACCCACAUUCCGACGUCGGACGAUUCGAGCUGCAGUCAUCACCGGCAUUUCCAUCAUACCAGAGAAAGCGGGGAGGGGGGAAGACACAGGAGAACGCGAGAGAGUCCGAGAAAGAAAAUCGGCGGUUACAUGACGUCGAGGCGGAAAAGCAACGAGGACAAAAACGCAGCUUUGACCGGUAGUUUACCGAGGCGGAGAUCGCGACCCGUGGAAAUAUCCUCGAGUCGACUGAGUCCGGGUGGACAUUAUCAGCGGAGUCCCGGUCACAACGGGCACACGACGAUAAUUGUGAAAUCACCGAGUCCGGAAGCUCGUUUGAAAGCUUUAUCCGCGGAAUCGUUGAGGUCCGUAAGCCCGGGGAGUGACAGCGUAUUCUACAGCGAAGGGGCGGACCAUUCGUCGUGGAUCGCCCAGGACGCUCCCCACUGCCACAACUGCGGCAGAGAGGUCCAGGAGGAAAUCGUCCAGCCUCCGGCGGGGUUCGCGGAUUCCCCCGAGGGCUGCAGGACGACGACGAAGUACUCGGGUCCUCGACUGUACAAAAAGUUCGACAAGAGCGAGAGGAGGCACCUCUGGAGCAACGGUAGCCGUUCGGACGUGAGGGCGAAAUCCGAGGAGAGAAACGCGAGGUCCAGCAGCCCCCGCGAAGACUACAGUCGGCGAAGACUUCAGGCACGCAGUACGGACGCCAGUAUGGAGGUCCUUUCGGGUAGAGAAAACGACGGGCAAAACCUGGAGGCUUAUCCGAUCAGCGAUUGGAUACGAAUAGAAGAUUCGCGGGGAAACGACGUGUGGCGAAAACCGGAGAGUCGGGGUGACGAGGACGAAUGCGUUACAGACGGUGCGACUAGGGAACGUCGCGAUUCCCAAGGUUCGACGGAGAGCGAGAAAUGCUUCGCUAGGAAAUAUCACGGCGCCAGACGCAGGAUGAUACACGCGAAAAUUAGCGGGGAGAUGUUGAAAAGGAUACACAUGAAGAGUCUGAAAAGCGACAAGAGGGUGAUAGUGAAACGGGAACCGGGUGGCGAAUUCGGUUUUCGAAUUCACGGAUCGAAACCGGUCGUUGUGUCGGUGAUCGAGCCGGACAAGCCCGCCGAAAGCUCGGGCCUCGAGGUAGGAGACAUCAUAAUAUCGGUGAACGGAAGAAGCGUGGUGGACGCCGUUCAUUCGGAGGUCGUGAGACUCGCCCAUUCGGGAAGUGACGUACUGGAACUGGAGGUUGUCAGGACGUGCACGAUCCUACAGGCACCCCAAGCGUCGAGGGGCGGUUCGAAGGAAGGUUCGGUGGAGCCACCGCUGUACUCGGGUUACCUUUGGAGGAGAGCUACGUCCUCGAAUUCCUCGACAUCGGAUAAAUGGGUCAGAAGAUGGUUCGCGUUGCGCCGCGACAACUGCCUUUAUUGCUACAAGACUGAUGCGGAUUCACAGCCAGUGGGAGCAGUUAUGCUACUAAAAUACGCGGUAAUGUUAACGCCCGACGUCAGACCCCACAGCUUCGCCAUAUCAAAACCCGGAGCGCCAACGUUGCACUUGGGAGCGGAUACCGAGGACGCUGCCAACCGGUGGGCAACGGUCAUAAAAGAAGCUGUCGAAAAGAACAACCAGGGUGACACCUGGGUGAACGCGUCAUUAAGAUUGCAGCAGAUGCCUCCCUGCACGAUCCAGAGACCGGACUGUUUCGGCUACCUCAGUAAACAACAGCAGGCUUUUCAAAGCAGAGAAUUCGGGUCCAGUUGGUCCCGCAGAUACUGCGUAUUGAAGGACGCCGUUCUAUAUUUCUACGACGACGCUAACGCGGAACGUGCCUUCGGUAUCGCCUGCGUUCGCGGUUAUUCCGUUCACUGGGGAGCCUCGGGAUCCGACGGUAGAAAACACGCCUUCGAACUACAACCGCCGGACUCCGCGCAAAAGAGUCAUAUUUUCGCCACAGAAUCUGAAAUGGACAAAAAAAGGUGGAUAGCGGCGCUCGAAUACUCGAUUGACCGGUGGAUAAAAAUAGGUUGACGAUACGACUAGUCUGUAAUAUCCUGGUUCGACUUUAUCCUAGCGAGCUGCAGUCGGGCCGAUAAAACGAUUUAACGAAAUCAUUGUGAUUUUCGUCGCUAAUCCCACGGUGCAGAGUUCAAUUUUAUAACCCACGAAAUACCAACUGCAACGAUUAUCGUCGUCAUUAUAUGCCGAAUAUGAUUUUCAUCAUUGUUAAAAAAUAUCAUUAAUCCCUUUUUUUUCAUCAACGCGUUAUCACCCAUUGACCGUACGACUACCGUUACGUUUGUAAUUAUUUUUUAUCAUCACCGGCAUUGAUUUUUAUCAAUAUUAUAAUUUUUAUUUAUUUAUAAUUUAUCACAAUUAUUAUUACGAAAGCGUAUAAACAUAAAUACGAUAUAUUGUAUAGAAUCCCCCGCGUGUGUAGAAAAAGAGAAAAAAAAGAGAUACUUAAAGAAAAAAACCAAAAAGCGCACUCGCCGCGUGUGGGCGAAUAUUUUAUGACGUCAGUAUGAAAGCGUGCGCGUGUACCGACAUAAUUGUGUGAGUCUGAUGUCGAAAAGAAAGUGUAAAGAAAGAAAAAAAAAAAUACAAUACAUACAUAUGCGAGAGAGGUAAUUAAAUCAAAGAAAGAUUGGAAAGAAAAAGACGAAAAUGAGUGACGAAACCUGCAGAAUAUUGUAUGUACGAUACGCACACCUCUGGAAUUGUUUAAAUUAUCGCAGCAUAGGUAUACGUACAUGCAUGGGAAUGAAUGAGAAGAUUGAUUUUCUAUUUCCGUUUUUUGUCUUGCUUUUUUUUGUUUUUCGUUCUUUUCUUUCAACGUUACGAGAAAAUUGAAUACACACGAGAAUUUGUAUACCUCGCGCGCACGCCUACCCCAAACCAAUGAGGGCCGCAUUUAAAACUAACGUUUAUAAAACUUUACCUAUAAAAGAGAACACUAUAACCACGACAGUUAUAAACAUAUUUACGUAUUAAAUAGCAAAAAAAAUGCAAAAAAAAAACCAAAAAAAAAAAUUAUAUAAUACGAAAUGAAUGCGUCUUUAUAUAGCCAGGCGUGAUAUAUAUAUAUACAUAUAUAUAUAUACAUAAAAAUAAAACAAUAUAUAUAUACCGUUCUGGAAAAGAAUUUAAAGAAAAAAUAAAAAAAUAACAAAAAAAAAAAAAAAUGCCAAAAGAAACCUAAGUCACCCGCUCAAAUAUUGAGAUAAUAAUAAAGACUUUAAUACCAGUUA